AGCCAUUUGUUUACUUUGUUUUGGUGACUUAAUGUUAUUAACUAUUAUUGUUGUUUACUUUGUUAAGUGUUGCUGCCAGUGGUCAAAGUAGUAGAGUCCAAGUGAAGCUCACUUUGGAAAAGAAGCUAUCAUCAAUUUUCGCGCCCGCGCCAUUUUUUGUAUUUUUAAUCAUUUUUCAUCAUUAUAAUUAUGGUGGCCUUAAGCAUAGAUGGCCUUAACAAAGUGCCAGUUGAGCUAGAACCAGACAUAAUAUAUCGUGUUGGACGCCGGUUGGGUCUAGAGUUUUUUAUAGACGAUGAGUCUAUUGAGCUCGCGCAUGCUACAAUCGUUAUUAUAGCCGGCGGAAUUGUGCGUGUAUCAGCUGCGACUGGCCAAGUUUAUGUGAAGGGCCUGGAAACGGGACUGGAAAUAAAGAGCAUAAGCGAAGCAGAUGCCAUCAACGGAAUUGUGGAUUUGCGCUUUGGUAAUGUGGCUGCCAAACUGCAAUUUAACGAUGGCAAGCACCUGGAUAACGGAGCGGCAAACGACACUAGUGGCUUUGAGGAGGGGACGAAAGAUAAGUCGGCUUAUAGAACUUCUGGGAGCCUUAUCAUUCCUGAAUCUGAGCCGCAAUCUGCAAACAAUACGGCGAAUAUGGAAAGUUUCACCAUUCCUGAAACUCAGGCAAUUUGCUUUAAUCGACCUUCAAACGGUCACGAGCAUUCUAAGGUUUCAUUGGGCGAUGAUUUUUUGAUUCCCGAAACCCAAGAUGUCAUGCUGAAUGUUAAUAAUCCUGUUCUACUAAAUCAAGACCAAGAUAUUGUCAGUGAGGACGAAGGCUCGGAGCUAGGCACUCAAAUACGCAUUUGCACGCAGGAAUUCAAUGAGUACAAUGAAGAUGCCAUUGAUGAUUUUGAUUCCUCGCUCUUACUUGGCGAUGGCGGUCUGACAGUGUUUCCGCCUCCCAGGCAGCCAGAUGAUAACUCAGGAGUUGACUUGGAUAUGAGUGCCUUGAAUUGGUCUGCAUCCAAUUCAAAAUGCACUGCAUUAAACAGCACCAAGGCUGUCGAUGUGUCUUCGCGUGCCGAUAUUUGCCUUACACCAGAUCUAUCUGUUGCAGGACAAAAAUCAGAAGAGCUUAAUGAUGUUCCUUGCACUCCAGACAUAUUUGAUAUGUUCGAUGUUGAACCAAAUGAACGCUUAGGCUCUUGCACGCCUGAAUUAAAUCUGCCUGCAACGGUGCUCUCUAGCCCAUCGAUUAAAGUUGAUGAUAACGAAAAGGUUUGUGUUGCAAAGCAGCCAGCGGCUACAAAUAUUGAGACACCAGAGCCCACUCCAGCAGAGCUGCAAGAUAACUCCCAAGAUUUUGUUGAAACGCAGGCAUUUCCAGUGCGAAGCGCACCCACGCACUUACAACUUUCAAAUUCGGAUGACAAUGACGAGGACUUCAUUGCAACGCAAGCAUUUCCUAUGAGAACAGUAGGGCAACGCAAAACGAAUGAAUCCUCAGACAAAUUGCAAGACUUUAUUGCCACACAGGCGUUUGUAAGACCUAGGCCAUCUAUACCAAAACAAAAUGAAACGACGAGCACAAGAUUGAGUAUUACAGCCCAAAUUCACAGCCAUAACGAAGACUUCAUUGAAACACAAAUGUUUCCCACAAAAACAACACAUCCAGUGCCUUCGCUAAAGCCUAUGCCGAAUGGAACUGAGGACAAUUUUGAAGACUUUAUUGCCACACAGGCAUUUAUUAGACCCCAAACAUCUGUACCAAAUAAAGCGGUAGAUACAAUAUUGAAUAUCACUGCUCAAAUUCAAAAUAACACUGAAGAUAUGAUGGAGACCCAAUUGUUUAUCCCUCCCACCAACAAAAAUGAUAAAACUGCAGCUAAUGAAAGUUCGGCUGUCAUUCUUCAAAUUCCCGAUUCUAUCAAAAUUGGAGAUGAACUUGAUAAAGACCUCAGCCAACUGAUUGCGCUAUCUGCAAUGCCGAGUUCACCGAUAGACGAUGAGCAACAUAAUUUUGAUAAGCAAUCCAACACUUUAGAGAAGACUCAUGAGAGCAAGAUACAUCAACCUAAGGAGUUCCCAAAUAAAGUGGACGCCGUACAGGAAGAUCAACAAAAAUCAAGCAAAAAUUCUAGCCGCAGACGUGUUUCUCCUCGCCCAGUAUCCCCACAAGCGUCAACAAGCAAAAAAAAGCGCACUCGACAGUUCUCAAAAUCGCCCACGCCAUCAGGAUCAGCAGCGUCCGGGCUUGAAAAUUUAAAGAUAGAAACGAAAACGAGACGGAAGCGAUCGUCAGCGUCUAACGAGGAAUCCACAGCGCCUCCGAAAAAAACACGCGGAAAAACAUCCCAGCCCACAUCUGACGACACCGUAGACUCCAAACCGAAAAAAAGUGAGGCUUCUAAGAAAAAGGAUACCAUUGAAGGCAGCAUGCUGGUUAGAUUACGCAAAACUCGUACCAAAACAGAAGAAUUAUCGGAGACGAGUACUGCAUCAACGCAUCAAAGCGAAGAUUCUAUCAAUGAAGUUAAAAUUACAGCCGAAACUAGCCAAGAGCAAGUGAGGAAUGAUAAUAAAGUUGUAAGCUGCAGCAAGGAAAGUAAAUUAAGAAAACCUAAACAGUCCAGUGAUGAUAAACCAGCUACUAACCAGGACAGACAACCAGUAAGCCGCAGAACAAGAAGACAAUCCCAACUAGUUGAUAUAAUUGAAGCAAAUGGUAAUGAAAUUCCCAUAAAUCAAAAACCUGCUGCCAAAAUUGACGACGCCCUGUCCACGAGAAAAGAACUACGGCGCUCAGUUAAGGCGCCCACCGAGAAAGACACCAGCGCCACAAAAGAAGCCAAGCCUGCACCUAGCCUUAGAAGUUUCCGCAGGUCAACUAGCAAAACAGAUUUGACUGAGGAAUCUAGAGAAGAUACUGCUAAAACCAAAAAAAAGGUCAAUGGGGGAGGGGAUGUGGCUAAAACUAAGAGCAGCAGAAAAACAUCACAAGAAGCUAUUGAAAGUGACAAGGAAGAGGAGCCAACGACUAGUGCUAAUGCCCCAACGCAUAAUGCCCGCAAAAAUAAGCUGCCUAGUCGGAAAUCACUAAAAGAUAUUAACGACUAUAUAAAGAAGAUAAAAAUUUCGGGCCGAAAAAUCCGCUUAGCACUAUCCAUGUGCAAUUAUGCCGAGCUGAACGCUGUAUUGGUGUCAUUAAAAAAUGCUAUAGAAGUCACUACGGAUCCACUUGAUUGUGAUUUGCUCAUCAUGGACAAGGGCGAACGUACAUAUAAAUUUUUGGUUGGAAUCGCAGCGAAUAAACCCAUUUUGUCGACUAAGUGGCUACACGGCAUGAAGGAGAAACGUUCUAUUAUCGUACAAUCGGAUCAUAUAUUCAAGGAUGAAAAGUUCGAGGAAACCUUCAAAUUUAAACCCUUAUCAGUAUUUGAAAAUCCCAGUUUAUUGAAAGGACUAGAUUUUAUGCUCGCUGGUGACAUCCAGCCGAAUGUCAAGGAAAUGAAAGCUAUCAUUGAAUGCGCCGGUGGAACGGUGCACACUAAAGCGCCUCCAAUUGCCAGCAAUGUGCAUCUGUAUGUGGUUGCCAGCAAGCAGGACAAACACAUUUGGCAGCUGCUCAGAAACUACAAUAAUGUACAAUAUAUUAAGGCUGAAGGCGUUAUGCAAGCCUUGGUACAGCGUAACCUUGAGCUGCUGGAUGAGCACAAACUCAACUUGUCACUGAUAUGUAAAUAGUUGAAUAGAUGUAAAUAGGCUUAAAGAAUUUUGUAAAGCAAUCAGCUUAGUUAUAUAAAAAAAAUAUUGUGAGAUUUGACUUAGAUGUCGUUAACAGCGAAACCAUUGUGCCGGCUGGCCAGGAGCAGCAUCAAAAAAUUGGAGUACGUAAUCCGAAUCUAACAAGGCAGUAAUCACCUAUUUCCUAUUUCUACAUCCUUGAUGUUUUCUGAUAUUUUGAUGCUGCUUCCAUUUGAAAAACGUAGGCCAAUUAAGUAUUCGGAUAUUAUAUGCUAAUUUGUAUUUACUUUUCAA
Drosophila montana is the source of this 4020-nucleotide messenger RNA. RefSeq names its product mutator 2 (gene mu2). The transcript is spliced from 13 exons. NCBI's taxonomy places the organism in Eukaryota, Metazoa, Arthropoda, Insecta, Diptera, Drosophilidae. The record is from RefSeq and is a predicted model, not a curated record. The coding region runs from base 190 to 3726 and encodes 1178 amino acids.